This is a messenger RNA of Scleropages formosus (Asian bonytongue), 3505 nucleotides long. It is a transcript of the gene naprt, whose product is annotated as nicotinate phosphoribosyltransferase. Gene Ontology annotation, biological process: NAD+ biosynthetic process via the salvage pathway. NCBI's taxonomy places the organism in Eukaryota, Metazoa, Chordata, Actinopteri, Osteoglossiformes, Osteoglossidae. Gene Ontology annotation, molecular function: nicotinate phosphoribosyltransferase activity. The transcript has 12 exons. The coding region runs from base 158 to 1780 and encodes 540 amino acids. Gene Ontology annotation, cellular component: cytosol. The record is from RefSeq and is a predicted model, not a curated record.
AGACCCAUCUGUCCGUUCGCACUUGACUUGAACAGUUCUGUCUAACCUCCUCCCAGUACGAGCUGGGUUCGAGUCCUGGCGCUGGCGGAGGGGGAGCAAUAAACUCAAAGUCCCAGAAAUCUCAGCACGGACUUUCCGCAACAGCGCGCUCGCGAACAUGGCAGCGCCGGAGCGCGCGGCGCGGGUUCGAGUGCCCGAUCGAGUCCCGUCGCUGCUCACGGACCUGUACCAGUUCACCAUGGCAUACGGGUACUGGAGCGCGCGGCGGCACGAGGAGCCCGCCGCCUUCGAGCUCUUCUUCCGCUCGAACCCGUUCCAGGGGGGGUUCGCGCUCUUCUGCGGGCUGCGCGAGUGCACGCGCUUCCUGGGGGGGUUUCGCCUCUCCGAGGAAGAGGUGCGGUACCUGCGCUCGGCGCUGCCCCCCGACACCCACCCGGACUUCUUCUCGUACCUGCGCCGGCUCGACUGCAGCGGGGUGACCGUGCGCGCCGUCCCCGAGGGAAGCGCUGCGUUCGCCAGGGUCCCCCUCAUGGAGGUUUCUGGCCCUUUGGCUGUGGUCCAGUUGCUGGAGAGCAGCCUGCUGUGUUUGGUCAACUACGCCAGCCUCGUGUGCACCAACGCGGCCAGGUUCCGCCUGGCCGCGGGUCCCAAACUCCAGCUGUUGGAAAUGGGCCUGCGGAGGGCUCAGGGGCCAGACGGGAGCCUCACCGCCUCACUCUGCGCUUACAUAGGGGGGUUCAAUUUGACCACUAAUGUCCAGGCUGGCUACCUGUUCGGUAUCCCUCUGGCGGGCACCAUAGGGCACUCUUACAUCACUUCCUUUUCUUCGUUGGAGGAGGCGGAGCCUUGUAGGCUCCCUCCUGCCGCUGGCCCCGGACCCCCCGUGGACCUGGUCUCCUUGAGCCGCGCAUCCCUGAGCCGCGUGUGCCACCUGCUGGCCGAGGACAGGGCCAAGGUGCGAGAGGGCGAACUGGCCGCCUUCGUGUCCUACGCCGCCGCGUACCCCAGCAACUUCCUGCCGGUCAUCGACAGCUACAGCAUGGCCAGUGGUCUGCUGAGCUUCUGUGCCGUGGCUCUCUCCCUCUGUGAGCUCGGGUACAAGCCCCGAGGUGUGCGGCUAGACAGCGGGGACCUCUGCAGGCAGUCGGUGGAAGUGCGCCGAGUGUUCCGCACCUGCGCUGAAGGGUUCGGUAAGCCGGACUUCCUGUCCCUCAGCAUCGUGGGGACAAACAACAUCUCAGAGUGCAACCUGGAGGAGCUCAGUGAGACGGAGAACGAGAUUGAUGCCGUCGGGGUUGGAACGCACCUGGUCACGUGCACGCUGCAGCCCUCGCUCGGCUGCGUGUACAAGCUUGUGGAGGUGGCGGGCCGGCCCACCAUGAAGGUAACCGAAGACCCCGAGAAGAGCACGAUGCCUGGGAGGAAGGGCCUCUACCGGCUGCUGGACGCCCGGGGCCACCCCGCGCUGGACCUGUUGUGCGUGCGCGACGAGCCGCCCCCCCGGGAGGGCGUGGAGCUGCGGUGUCAUCUCCUGGGGCAGGAGCGGAAUCCCAUCAGCGUCACCCCAGCCCAUGUGGUGAGCCUGUGGCGGGACGUUUUCGUUCAGGGACAGGUCCUACAGCCCCCGGAGAGUGUGCGGGAGGUCAGAGAGAGGGCACAGCGCUCCCUGGACAUGCUGCACCCCCGCCAUAAGAGGCUGCGCGAUCCUGACGCGUACCCCGUGGCGCUGUCGGACCGGCUCCUCUCGGUGCUCACGGAGCUCAGGAGAGAUGGGAACUAACCAGCGUCCGGCUGAGAGAGCCGACGGACCGGGUGGACCCACGGAUGGGAGCGUGCGGAACGGAACGGGGGGGGGGGGGCGGAGUGUCGCGCCGCCGCCUUCUUCAACUUUUCACUCGGACUAAAAUCACAGUUUUUCUUUCGUGGCAAAGUCGCGAGCUGUUCUGUUAACGGAGGGAUCGUGUCACGGCUCGUAUGACGGGAGCCGUGUCGUCCGCUAACGUCUGCGUUGAACGGAAAGCUAUAACGGUGACUCGUACGAGCCGUUCCGCAGUUCCGAACGGUAACGUCCCGGUCGUCGUGAACGAAAGACUCCUCGUUGCGUAACCAUGAUGAUAAGUUGUAACGAAGGUCGAAAUGUAGCGUCUUUCAGUAAUAUUUGCAGAACGGCGAAAGAAUGUUUCCUCGAUCCUCAGACGUGAAGGAGGAGGUUCGAACGCAGGUCGUCCGCUAGCUUUUGACUGCUUGUCGCUCGCCAGUAAUUCAUAUCUGCUGCUUUUCUAAAACGCCCCUUGCAGCGUUUGACCCGUGGUGCGUUCCGUCCUCCGGGGUCCUGCAGACGUGGGGAACGGGCUUCGAAUAGGUAACCUUCGCAAUGCAAGUCUGUGCGUCCUUAACCGCCGCCCCACCUGCUGGCCCAUCGUCGACCUCGCUCGCUCGCUCACGCGCCAGAGCCUCGAAAGUGCAGCGCCGGCAGGUUCUUUUUGAAACUCUUCUGGGCGAGAUGGUGACUCGCUGAUUCCGAAACACACUUUUCAAAGUUUUUAAAUUUUUUUUUUAUUUAGUCCUAUAAUGAUUAACUGCAUCAACGGUAUACGUGCCCUCACGCUCAUGGAGAAAGGUGCCUCGAGUUCUCUGCGCAGCUAUACCUGCGUGUUCCGUUUCGUCGGGUUUUCAAGCGUCUGACAGAAGCGCGGAACCGCGCGAAACGUUUCGCCGUAAAAAUUCGAUACGUCCUAUGCCGAGAUGACUUUAUUUCUUUUUCUUUUCGUUUCUGUUUUUAAAUUCCUGCUCCGGUGCCAAAAUCGUUGCCAGAGAUGCGAGAUGUUAGCGAGGAGGCAGCGAUUUAGUGCAGGUACCAAAAAGCAGUGCGGAACGGCAGAAAGGCCAACGUGUUCCUGCAGCCAGUCGCCGUUUCAGGUGAUCAGAGCUACCAAGUGGCUUUGUUGUAACGAACUACGAAAACACAGGUUGUCCCAUUAUUAACUAUUAGAAACGAAGCAUGAAAUCGCUGAAUUUUAUUUCCUGUAUCUGAAAAUAUUUCUGCAGACUUUUUGCAUAAACUUGGAAGAUUGACUCUACCUAUAAUGUCCGGGUGAAGAAAUAAAUAUCUGCAUUUCUUACGUCGGACUAGUUUCUUUUCACUGGUUUCGUGUUUGACCAUAAUACUAAUAAUAAUACUAGAAAUAAUUAUUUCUACUGGGAAUGCUGAGUAUUACUCGCAGCACCCUAGCCGAUGAAAAUGUGGCGAUGACCCUCCCUUGCGCUCCGCCUCUGGUCCAACUCCCUCCCACCCCCCGCCCCUCAUUCCAGCAGACGCGGGGUGGGCCGCGCGUACCUCCGAUCGGCCUCUCUGUGACCGGUAGCCAGGGGUCCCGCACACGCCCAGCCUGACCAUGUGGAGCCGAUUAGGCAUUUCUGCACGGUGAUGUCAAACACCAGCCCGCCUCCCUCACACACACACAGCUGGAUGUGGUAAAGGAGAAGUAUGCAGGCUUAAAUGCGC